AUGGGCGAUGAAGCUCGUUGUGCAAUCCGUGGACAUUGUGGAUCGAAGUCACGGUGGGGCAAAGAGUUGCCAUGUCCAUACGAUGGUCCCCCUCAAGAGCCUGAAGACGAUGAGGUCCGCGAGUUACUCGUAGACGUUUGUGGUGAGCAGUUUGCCGAAGGUCCAGUUUGCUGUACACGGGACCAGGUCGACGUCCUCCGCGAUAACUUCGAGCCUGUGGAGACUCUCUUGGCAUCUUGUCCUGCGUGCAGGAACAACUUCCGAUCAUUCUUCUGCUCAAUGACCUGCUCCCCGAACCAAGGCCAUUUCCUCAAUGUCACGUCGACACAACUUUCCUAUGACGAGAGACUUGCAGUGAAGUCUCUAGACUUCUUUGUCGGAGAGGAAUACGCGAAUGGUUUCUAUGACAGCUGUAAAGAGGUCAAGUUGGGUGCAGCAAAUAGUUAUGCAAUGGAUUUCAUUGGCGGAGGUGCUAAAAAUGCUAAAGCAUUCUUGAAAUUUCUUGGAGACGAGAAAGACAUCGGAAGUCCGUUCCAGAUUGACUUCGCGUAUUCCAAUCGUCCGGAAUUUGAACAGUUCAAUCCAACACCACGAAGAUGUUCCGAUGGAGAUUUGCAGAGCCGAUGCACCUGUAUCGAUUGCUCAGACAUAUGUCAAGCGCUGCCCCCUGUAUCGCCGCCAGGCUCGGAAUCGUACUGCCAUGUUGGCAAGAUCUCAUGUCUCACCUUCGUCAUGACAAACAUUUACGGGAUAGUCGUUAUUGCAUGCAUCGUAGCCUAUGUUUUCAAUCUUACACUACGACGCAGACGGGACAAGAAACUAGAUCGCCUUACCGUACCAGGAGAAGACCCAGCAGACAACCCACUUUCACCUCGGUCACAUACUCGUAGUUUAUUAGGGGCAUCUUCUCUUCCUCACGGUCCUGAAGAAUCGUAUGGAGGCCAGUCCAGUGACUUCAGGCAUCUUGGCCGCGGCGCAUCUCUCCUCGACCCUAUCGAAACCUUACAACCUCGACAGUACCGAUUGAAUGCAUUCUUGCGAAGGUCAUUCUACCGUUUAGGAUUGCUCUGUGCAACCUCACCAUGGCUCACAUUUGCUACCGUUUUCGCCAUAUUCGCUUUACUGAAUAUUGGUUGGAAGAGGUUUGAAGUCGAGACGGAUCCAGUUCGAUUGUGGGUUGCGCCGAAUUCGGAGAGCAAACUACAGAAGGAAUUCUUCGACCAACAUUUCGGACCGUUCUAUAGGCCGCAGCAGAUAUUCAUCACAUCCGCUCCUCUAAGUGCAUCAAGGCGCUCCCUGACUGCUGGAUCGACCGAUCCGGUCACGCCACUGGCUUUAGAGGACGACCUUCCGCCAGUGCUUUCUUAUGAUCAUAUAAAAUGGUGGUUCGGUAUUGAAUCCAAUAUUCGGUCGCUCGUGUCUCCUAACGGCUAUGAACUCUCCGAUGUUUGCUUCAGCCCAGCCGGCCCAGGAACGCCCUGUGUAGUUCAAUCAAUAACGGCUUGGUUCGAUUAUGAAAUUGACGGGUAUGAAGACCUCUGGAAAGACCAAAUAAUGACCUGCGCCUCCGCUCCUACGGAAUGCCUCCCGGAUUUCAAACAGCCACUUGGGCCCGAAUAUGUUUUAGGAGGCCUUCCGAAUGGUCCAAACGUGACGGACGCAGAGGAGUACUUAGAGGCUCGUGCGAUGGUCGUGAAUAUCGUAGUUAACGACUCUCUCGAUCCAGAGAAGCAAGCAAUGGCUAUGGACUGGGAGCGAGCACUUCGUGGAUAUCUGGAACAUGUCGGCGAAAUUGCGCCGCAAGAAAUCGGCCUGAACAUCCAAUUUUCGACAGGCGUGUCCCUUGAGGAAGAGCUCAACAAGAGCACGAACACGGAUGUGAAAAUCGUAGUCCUUUCGUAUCUUGUCAUGUUCUUCUAUGUUGCAUUGACACUCGGAAACAAUGCCGUUGUCCCGAGCGAAGAUGGCACCUUGAAGUCACUUUCGGACUGGGUAGUCAACCUUCCACGGUACUUCAGAAACAAGCUCUCAACAUCCCCCGUCACCUUCGAAUCUGAGUAUACUCCGACUCUACUACCUCGCCUUGGCAGAAGUAUUUUCGUAAAUUCGAAAUUUACGCUUGGUCUCUUUGGUAUUUGUUUAGUGAUUUUGUCAGUCACGUCAUCCGUUGGAUUUUUCUCUGCAAUCGGUGUCAAGGUCACCCUCAUCAUAGCCGAAGUCAUUCCGUUCUUGGUACUGGCUGUCGGUGUCGACAACGUAUUUAUCCUUGUGCACGAGCUCGACAGACAAAACGUGCUUCACGGCCCGAAUGCAUCCGCAUACGCACAGAAUAUCGGUGCAGGGUCAGGAACAACUACCGCUACUGCCACUCAAAUACGGCCUUCUCCAUUUUCAUCGACUCAUGAUGAAUCUAUUGACGCGGCCUCGGUUCCGAUUCAUUUCACAGCGGAGGAGCGCGUGGCAAGAGCAUUAGCGAAAAUGGGACCUUCCAUUCUCCUAAGCUCUAUUACAGAAGUAACAGCGUUUGCGCUGGGUGCCUUGGUGCCCAUGCCUGCUGUACGAAACUUUGCUCUUUAUGCUGCGGGAAGCGUCUUCUUGAAUGCAAUACUUCAAGUGACGGUCUUUGCCAGUGCCUUGACUCUGGACCUACAUCGCGUUGAGGCGAGCAGGGUGGAUUGUUUCCCUUGUGUCAGACUCCCACCUAGGAUAGCACUUCUGGAAGGUCCUCCGAUAGGUGCAAGUAUGGGGAGACUCACCAAGUUUAUUCGAAGGAGAUAUGCGCCGUUCUUGCUGCAACCUGUCGUAAAGGGCAUUGUGCUGCUUGCUUUUGGUGGUCUUUUCGUUUUAUCCGUCAUUUCUAUUCAGCAUAUUCAGCUAGGACUUGAUCAACGCCUGGCUCUUCCGUCUGAUUCGUACCUGGUUCCUUACUUCGAUGCAGUGGACAAGUAUCUGGACGUCGGGCCUCCUGUGUACUUCGUAGCAAGUAAUGUUGAUGUGCAGACAAGAACAGGCCAGAGGCAUUUGUGUGGUAGAUUUACCACUUGUGACGACUUCUCUUUGGCGAACGUUUUGGAGGCAGAACUCGAUCGGAAGGAAUCAUCGUUCAUAUCUCAACCUGCUGCAUCGUGGAUUGACGAUUAUCUGCAUUGGCUUGAUCCAGCUAAUGGGUGCUGUCGUGUACGAAUAAACAAGCCAGAAGUGUUUUGCAAGGCCCGGGACUCACCUCGUGUUUGUCGUUCUUGCUUUGAAGGCCGUAAACCAGCAUGGAACAUCACGAUGAAUGGGCUUCCGGAAGGUGACGAAUUUAUGUGGUAUCUCAAGGAAUGGCUGCAGGCGCCAUCAGAUGAGAGUUGCGCCUUGGGUGGACAAGCUGCUUACUCAACUGCAUUGUCAAUCAGCUCGAACAACAGAGUUAGCGCAUCUCAUCUCCGGACGUCUCAUACACCACUAAAGUCGCAGGCGGACUUCAUAAAUUCGCUGACUGCAGCACGGCGAAUUGCUGACAGCAUUUCAGAAUGGACGGGUAUCCGUGUCUUCCCAUACUCGAUCCACUACGUUUUCUUCGACCAAUACAUACACGUUGUUGCAAUCACACAGGAGAUACUCGGCCUUGGUCUUGCAGCCGUCCUAGUGAUUACGUCUCUGUUAUUGGGGUCAUGGAGAACUGGAUCAAUUGUAACUGCUGUUGUCGCGUUGACGGUAACGAGUGUCAUGGGUAUUAUGGGUGUAUGGGGAAUCAGUCUCAAUGCAAUCAGCUUGGUGAACCUUGUCAUUUCCUUGGGAAUCGCCGUUGAGUUCUGCGCGCAUAUCGCCCGGGCGUUUAUGGGUGCUGGAACUGGUCUACCUGUCGAUGUAUACUCCAAGCAGAAGGAACGUGAUGAACGGACGUGGACGGCCUUGGUUGACGUCGGGCCUUCAGUGCUGUCCGGAAUCACUUUCACUAAAUUGAUUGGUAUAUCUGUACUAGCCUUGACAAGAUCUAAGCUCUUGGAGAUCUACUAUUUCCGCAUGUGGCUCACACUCAUCAUUUCUGGUGCCCUGCACGGCCUGGUUUUACUGCCAGUAAUCCUGAGUUACGCAGGCGGACGCGGCUAUGCCUUAGAAGACGCCGACGAAGAGUGGAUGAGCACUUCCAUCCGGAGAUACGAGUAUACCCCGUUCCUCGCUGACGAUGAGUCGGAACACAGUGACUAAGACGAAACUGAAUUUUCUAAUGAUGAGCUGUGCUUGUUCAGUAAUUACUACUAGUAGAAGCAUUUUAGACACGCAAGUAAUAAACAACAUUAUGACCUGACAGACAAAGAAGAAGAAAAAUAGCGAAGCUUGAAAGAUAGAUCAAUCGUCUUUGAUGGACAUUGGGGACCUUGAACGACUGUCUCGAAUGUCAUCCCUACUGUAGCUCCUCCUUGCCCUGCUACGUGAUUGUGAAUAGCUCCUGCUGCUCCUGCUACGAGAACGCCUCGAAUAAGAAGAAUAUGACCGAGAGCGAGAGCGCGGCGUCCUUGACGGAGAACGUGAUGGGGUGUAGUCAGACCGACUACGAGAGCGACUGGAAUAUGGAGAGUAGCUUCGCGAUCUGGAGCGUCCGCGACCGUGGCCUAUUCCUCCUCUCUCGUAACUUGGUGAGCGUCUCCUAGGACCCAACCGACCUGAUGGGCGCCGAAUGGGUGAACGAGAACGGGUUCGAGAACGAGAGUACGGUCUGUAUGAGUCCCUUUGUGGUGGUCCACGCCGCCCUCCAAAGCCUCCUCUACUACGAUAGGAGUCUCCAAAUCGCAUGCCUCUACCAAAUGGUGAGCGGCGACGUGUCAUAGGUGGUCCUCGCGAACGUGAAUGCGACGGUGAACGAGAGUACGACCGGUGUACGUCACGGCCGUUGCGUCCGUACCGUGCUCGGGACCUCGACCGCGAGCGUACUGGAAGGUCAGACAACUCUACUCUCAGAACUGCCCCGUCGAGCUGCCCUCCAUCCAUGUGAGAAGCCGCUUUGUGCGCCGCAGCGGACGACGCGAACUCCAGAGCUGCUUUUCCCCGAUUUUGUCCGGAUUUAGCGAAUAUUGGAAGGUCGACUUUCGUAACGUCGCCAUAAAAGCCAAAGAUGCUGCGAAGGUGCCCUUCGACGACGUUUCGUGUCAAGUUGGUGACAAUGACAACCUUUGCGAGAGGUUUGUCCUGCGGUGGCAAGUCGCGGUCCAUGUCGACGUCCACAUCUCGAUUACCGAGUGGGUGUGGGGAAGGUGAGCGGCC
Molecule: messenger RNA, 5247 nt
Organism: Fomitiporia mediterranea MF3/22
Lineage: Eukaryota; Fungi; Basidiomycota; Agaricomycetes; Hymenochaetales; Hymenochaetaceae
Product: multidrug efflux transporter AcrB transmembrane domain-containing protein
Exons: 8
Coding region: 1-4194 (1397 amino acids)
Cellular component (GO): membrane
Source: RefSeq, a predicted model, not a curated record